GUGGUAGUCUGAGACCUGACAGAAGCCGCUCAGGGUGUGGGCCCCAGCAGUGCAACACUUGGGCUUCCAGAUAAUUGAUUUUCUGUUUGUUUUGUUUUUAUAUAUUUUUUUAUUAUAUUUUCUUCGGCUUGUGUGGAGUUUGCCCAGUGCAAGUGACAGGGGCAGCUGGUGCAGUGGAGCCUGCAGGACACUACAGCAUGAGGAGGACGCCGCCGCCUGCAAGCCUCACAGAGAUACCGUUUAGCAAGAUGGGUGAUGAAGCGGAGUAGAUCACGGGAUACAAGAUCUACACAAUCACAACCUAUAAGGAACGUCAUCUUUUGUAGUUUAUUUUUUAUUUUUUUUGUAUUUUUGAUUUGAUGCCUUUGGAGAAAUCUUCUGACUUGCAUGAAGUUUGAUUACCAUGAGUCAGCAGCCUCAGCAGAAGGCUUCGAAUAAAAGGACGGGAAAAAGAAUCACUUUUUUCAGUGACCCGCAAGUCCACCCCGUGACUAAUAAAGAGCAGCAAUUGAAAGACCAGCAGUUAUAUGGGACGGUGUCUCGGUUGCCCAUCUCCCAGGGUUCUGAAUUGACCAAGCCAAAUUCUUAUUCUGCUGCACCUAACAAUAUGCUGAACACAGUCAUGUACACUCAAGAGAGACCUGACGGCAUCAGGAUUACCCAGCAGCAGGUUCCUGGAAAGUGGACCACUGGUGAUCGCAAUGAGGCCACUUGGGCAGCUCAGCAAGCCAACAUGUGGCAGAGAAGUGCAGCUGGCUAUCCUGUGCAGAUGGUGCCUUCAUAUUACAACCAUCAUGAGCCGAUCAAGAGAAGCCAAGAUAAGGGAGUUGGAGUGUCCCAGUUAGACAUGUAUGGGGAUGCGCUACAGCAAAUGAUGUCUCAGAAGACACAGUUGGAGCAGCAUCAGCUAGCUCAGCAGCAGGCCCAUUUAAACUCCAUUUUGCAAGCCCAACAGCAACAGCAACAGCAGCAGCAACAACAGCAGCAGCAGCAGCAUCACCAAACUCAGCAUCUUGCGUUGCAGUCUUUCCAAAUGGCAUUUGGACAUCAGGGUCAAAAAACAUCACUGCAAAAUAUAUUCCAUGUGUUUCCAGAUGCUCAAUCGAAUGCCAUGUAUGCCGCUCAGCAGAAGCAACAGCAGGCUCUUCCUAAACUGCCGCUGUUUGAGAAUUUUUACCCCUCACAGCAGCAGCAGCAACAGGCAGCUUAUGCCAUGCAGCAAGGCGUUCCCCUAAACCAGCAUGCAGCUACCCAGCAGAAGAUCUCUGUGAUGAGCCAGCCACAACGUGUUCCCACAUCCGAGGAAUACAUGAAAGUUUUUGCCGAGCAGCAGGGCCAGCAGUCCGUUCUGCCCAAAUCUCAAAUACCCUUGCCACGCAGGUCACGAAGACUUUCCAAAGAAGGACCAGAACCUUUACCUCCCACUGUGGUUGGACAUUCAAAUAACCCUUAUGCACACCACCAGUACGAACAGGGAGUGCAACAACAGAUGUGUGUCCAAGAGAGGUACAAGCCGAUUGCACCAAGAGAUGCCCAAGAAACCCAGCAUGGCAACCGCGAUGAUGCAGACAAUAUGUCUCUACCUCAGAAUGGUAGAAGAGAGGUCCAGCCAGCUGACCAAAACUCCAUGGGGCCAAUGCAGCCUGAUGGAGCAGGAGCUGUGACUGUGAUCCAGUCAACCCGGCGAAGGCGCCGCAUAUCGCAAGAGGCCAAUUUAUUUACCUUAGCACAAAAAGCAGCAGAAAUGCCAAAUCUUGAAAACACUAAGGAUAGUGAGACUUUAGGAGUGAAGAAUGAGACUUUGAAGAGCAAUGCAGAAAUUCCUGGUGCAUCAUCCCCUAAGAAGGCCCGAGGGGAAGGAGAAUUGAGACCCCUGGUAAUGCCGGUGUCUGUACCGGUGAAAAUAGAUACUGGCCGAGAAAAGGGAGAUGAUGAAAGGACAGUAACGUCUGAAAGGCUUCCAUCUGCAUCAAUGCCAUCUGUGAUCGUAACAAGGCAUAGGGCUGGGCAUACAGGUGUCUCCGAACCUGCUGUACAGAGCAAUGACACCGCUUUGUCAGAGGUUCCUUGCCGAAAGCCCAAGCAGCGACCAAGACCAGAACCAUUGUUUAUCCCUCCCAAGCCUGGCACGUUUGUCGUCCCAGUUUACACCAACAUAACUCCUUAUCAAAGCCACCUCCGUUCUCCCGUUCGAGUUCCUGAGCACCUGAGUGACAGAAACUUUGAGUUGCCCCCUUACACACCGCCUCCAAUCCUCAGCCCUGUGCGUGAGGGCUCUGGACUUUACUUCAAUGCCAUCAUAUCGGCUAACACACAUUCAAUGCCUCCACCAAUUACCCCAAAAAGCAGCAUGAGAACCCUGCUGAGAUCUAACAGUGGAGAAGACAUGCCGCCCUUGCUAACAGCAGAAGCAACGCCUGUUAGCCUUGAACCACGUAUUAACAUUGGCGCACGCUUCCAGGCAGAUAUUCCUGACUGCGGAGACAGAAGUCUGGCCUCUGCUGACAAGUAUAAAGCAGACUUGGUUUGGUGUCCCCUGGAUAACUUGGAUGAUAAUAAAGCAGUUGAGGAGUUGUUGACAGCAGCCUGCUCCAGCAUCGUACCAGGUGGAGGCACCAAUCAGGAGCUAGCCCUUCAUUACCUUCAUGAGUCCAAAGGGAACAUUUUGGCCGCUCUUACAAAGCUGCUAUUGAAGAAACCAAAAAGGCACAAAGACCAUCACCUGGCAAACUAUCAUUACUCUGGUUCAGACAAGUGGUCUGUAAAUGAGAAGAGACUUUUCAACAAGGGAAUGGCCAUUUACAAGAAAGACUUUCUGCUGGUUCAGAAACUGAUUAAAACGAAGACGGUGGCGCAAUGCGUAGAGUUUUACUACACCUACAAAAAGCAAGUGAAGAUAGGACGUAACGGCAUGCUGAUAUUUGGAGAUGUGGAGCUUGCAGCCGAUGAGAAAAACCCUAGAGAAGAUUCAGAGAUUGAUAUAAAGACUUCUCAGCGACUUGGAGCAGGCAUUCCUCCCCAAAACACAGAAGGUGAUGAUGCAGAGACGGAGAAUAAUGUGCAUGCCGCAAUGGAAGAGGAGGAUGAAAGGAGGAAUGCGCCUUCCCAAAUUAAAGUUACACAAACUUUACAAGCCAGUGAAAUAUCAAAUGACACACUUAUCUUAAGAAAUCAAGACAUGGACAUGUCAUUGACAGUAAAGACCCCCAAACCGAGGGGGCGAAGACCACGGGCGAGUAUUCCUGCAGAUGAUGCAAAAAAGACUGAGAAUGCAAACAAGACUCCAGCAGCACAAGAGGGCACUUUCCCUUGUAAAAAAUGUGGCAGGGUCUUCUUUAAAGUGAAAAGCCGCAGUGCACACAUGAAAAGCCACUCAGAACAGGAAAAGAAGGCAGCGGCUCUGAAGCAGAGUGAAGCCGCUGCUGCGGCCGCUGCGAGGGCAGCUUUAGUCGCGCGGUCCCGUCAGAUGGAGAGCAGUGACAACGGGAGCAGCAGUGACAGCGGGAGCAUGACCAGCAGCAGCAGUGAGAGCUGUGACAGUUCAGAUGGUGAGAUAUAACUGGAGCUCUCCGCUGGCGCAGUGAGGCUGGAACCUCGCUUCAUUCCCUUAACUUUUUUUUUGUUUUUUGUAAUUGAACGCUUGCAAUUUCUGCAAGAAUCAAACUGAUGAACAGUAGACUCGGGACUUUUUAUCUUCUUAAAUUAACUAUUUAUUUGGUAAUCUACAGUGUAUCAUAUGUUUUGGAAAGUAAACCUAUAUUUUCUAUCUUACCCUUGUGCCUGUAAAGACAAGUUACAUAAAGAAAAAAAUAUAUAAUUCUGCAAGCCAACGUUCGUCUUCUUUCCUUUAAAACCUGCAACCAGGAGGCUUCCUGAAGAAACAUUUCUGUUGUGGACCUUGCUUGGUUUCCUGUCACUGUGGAAAGUGCAUUUUAUUCCGUUGUAUUCUUCUUUAGUAGCAUUCACUGUAUUGGAAUGUGGAAUUUUGGCACCAACCCGUGAGUGCGCUACUGCCGAGGUUUGACAUUUUACCGAAUGAUCAUCCGUAUUGAAGUUUGUCUAUCCCUGCCAAAGAACAAAAGGGCUACUCGGACAGCGGCGUGACCACUGCUGCUGCCAUGCUACCCUUUCAGGACAAGCUCCUUAGUUGUCCGCCGUCAGUUGUAUCUUGGUCUACCUGACGUCUGGGCAAGAUCUGUGUAAUAAAGUGUGCCUUGUAGCCUGCGCCUAAAGAGCACAAAUUAUCUGUACACAGUAGAAGCGGCCAUUUUAUGGGUUAAUCUUGUAUAAGGCCUCAUCCACACCGCAGUGUCCGUAUCGUGAUCUGCAAACCACGGAUCCGCAAAAUACGGACAUCUUCCGUGUGCAAUCUGCAUUUUUCUUACUCCCAUUACUAUAGAUGCCUAUUGUUGUUCGCAAUACGGACCAGAAUAGGACAUGCCCUAUAAUUUGCAGAACAGACAAGCGGAUGCUGACAGCACACGGAUUUGCAGUUUUUUUGUAAAAUGAAUGCGUCAGUUUGCAGUCGGUAAAAAAUGCAGAUCGGACUCGGAUACAAAAUGCAGUUGUGUGCAUGAGGCCUAAUGUUUAUAGUUUGGGCAGCCUAUCCAAUCUCGGGGGAGGUGUGCGCUCCGUUUUCUCAUAUAUGUCUAAGUGGGAGAAGCUAAAGACAUUCCACCGUAUUCAAAAUGGCUCCCAGAGCUGCUGUCAGUGGGUACGGAGUCUUCAUCCAGUUAAGAAACUGUAGUGCUGUUCACUUUGACAAUGCACAAUCUUCUUCUGGUGCAUAGUUAUUAGCAGUGAUGGGACGCUACACAUGGAAAUGAAUGAGAAUCCAGGUGUGCACUUACCUAUUGUAACCUGAUCCUGAAUCCUACAGAAAUGUACAAAUUUGAGCAAGAAACAAGGAUUGUUCCCCAUAUUUCAGCUGAAGGGGAUGGACUUAACUAGAAGCACAAAGGUCCAUUUACACAGACUGAUAAUUAGGCAAAUUAUUCAGAGAUCGCUUGUCCUCGACAGUUGGCCUGUGUAGAUCACCCGAUGCUCGUUCUUUGAGGCCGGCACCAAAAGUCAUCUGUGCCGGGCGGCCUGUGUCUAAACAAGGAUCUGCUGCCCAGGAGCAAUAACUUUCUAAAGGGACAAGCGAUUACUUGUCCUCAUACAGUGGAGUUGAUUGCUACAUGUAAAUGCAGCCCUCAUCUCUGCUGACAAUCAGGCAAUUAUUGGGAAUUAUUAUUAUUGUUGUUCCCGAUAAUUGCCUGAUCUAUUGGUUGCUGUAAGAGGACCUUUAGUAGGAUUCUGUAUUAGCAGGCACCUACAAGGACUGUACUGCAGCCCAGGUCCAGUUCCCUUCUCCAAACCUAAUAUUCUUGCAAUCUAAGAUCAGAAGCAGGAAAAUAUAUAAAUGUAGACUAAUAAAUGAAGCUCGGAAGACACUACCGUGACUUUUCUUUGUAACCUUUAAAUUGCGAUUUAAAAUGGAGUUGAAUGGAGAAAGAGGAGGACAUUAUGGUAAGUGUUCCUAAUACCUCUUGCCUUAAUUCUUUUUAACUUUAGGGUUGCAAUAAAGAGGACUAGUAACUAUUCAAGAGCAUCUUUUUUUUAGGAUUCUGUGUUGCGUAGGAAUGAGCGAACUUCAUGUUUUUAAUUUCAAGUUUGGCUUUUUGGUUUUCUGGCAAUUCCAUAAUCGCAGAAUAUAACUGAAUGCUAUGACGGCAUGCACCACAGAAGCCUUUAAGAGGCAUUCCGUCUUAACAGAAGUCUAUGGGCAGUAUAACGGAUCCGUCCGGUUUCCGUUAUGCAGGACAGGACUCCCUCAUAGAAUUCUGUUAUGUUCCGUGAUAACAAAAUCCAUAACUGAAUUGCCAGAAAACCCAAACUUCAAAACAUAAAAUUCGCUCAUCCCUAGUGUUGCGCUGUUCCUCUGUUAUUACCCUUUGAAAUGUCUGAGUAAAUUUGUCCACCAUACCAUUUCUCUAGUCAGUGGAGCACGCUCCUAUACACUGAUGCUGUCCUAACAGCGCUGACAGUCGCACUGUGCAGUUUUAUACUGAUAUCCUAUCUUCUGGAUAGGUCAUCAGUAUCUGGUUGGGGGUCCAACACCCGUGACCCCUGCCAAUCAGCCAUUUGAGAAGGCACUGGCACUCUGAGUAGCGCCACGGCCUUCACUCAGCUCACCAAGCACAGCGCCAUACAUUGUAUAGCAGCUGUUCACUUAAAUGGGUCGGAGCUACGUCUAGGCCACGUGGCCAAUGAACACUGAGGGCGCCGUUGCCAUCUCAAACAGCUGAUCGGUGGCGGUCCUGGGUGUCAGCCCCCUACCGAUCAGAUACUGAUGACCUAUCCAGAGGAUAGGUCAUGAGUGUAAAACUCUUGGAAAACCCCUUUAACACCCAGUUUAUUCCUACAUUUCCCAGAGGAACUACAAAGGUAAGAGUUCUAAGAAAGGAGGCCCCAAAAUGAUUAUUUUAUGGGGAACACUAGUAUUUGCUAGAUGUGUCGGGUGAGCUGAUGGGUCCGUUUUUAAAUAACCAUCAUGUGUGAGAUUUGUGGGACAUUAAAGCUGUGAUAUUGGUCCAAAGGACUUCCUGGACUGCAUCUGGAUGCCCUUACAGUGGUCGCCUCUACAAGGUUUACAUGAUGUGUGCUCUGCAUUACAGCCAGAUAAUUGUGUAAUAUUAGGAGAUGCACUUACUAUCACUCAGUUUGUGUUACAGAAUGUUUGGAACCAUUAAUUUUCCAGCACAACCUUGCGUAAGAAUUCUGUAUUUUUUAACAAUUUAUGAAAAAGAAGUCUAUAGCUCUACAAUGGAAAUAAAAUCAAUGUGUAUAUACACUAUAUAUGUACAAACACCUACAGUAUGCCAUAUCUACUUUGUUUUGUAAAAUAAUAGUACUUUAUAUGCUUCAGAGACAAUCUGUAUGUGUGAAUACUUUUGAACAGUGAUUGACACCUGAUAUAAUAUUGAAUGCCUAUUUUUUUUUUUAUGAUGUGUAUUACAGUAUAAACACAUGAACUUAAAAUUUGGUAUUAAUGGUGGCCCAUGAAAUGCAGUUUUGUAAUAAUUAUAAACCUACCAUGUAGAAUUAUCAGGGACAUUGUGUUUCCACUUUUUCAAUGCUGUUUUUGGAAGUUGUCAGAUGAGACCAGUUGCCACAUUCAAGAGGCUGUCUAGAGUUCGUGAAAUGUGUAAAAAAAAUAAAAUAAAUUCUGCUCAGAUCCUCUUAUUUCAGAGACCCUUUCCGGGUCCCGGCAGCUCCACCUCAACAUUCAUUCUGACACAGGUUGUGUAGGUGAUGUGCUUGAAGGGGCCUGGCUGGCUGAUGUCAUCAGUGACAGAGAAGGUGGGCUGGCUGGCUGAUGUCAUCAGUGACAGAGAAGGUGGGCUGGCUGGCUGAUGUCAUCAGUGACAGAGAAGGUGGGCUGGCUGGCUGAUGUCAUCAGUGACAGAGAAGGUGGGCUCGCUGGCUGAUGUCAUCAGUGACAGAGAAGGUGGGCUCGCUGGAUCAGUGACCUGAUCCAGACAGCAAACAUCAAGCACCCCACAAACCGAGCCUGUGUCAGUAUGGAAGUGAUAGUGGAGCUGCCGGGACCACGAAAGGGGCUCUGAAAUAGGACAAUCCAAGCAUCCAAUUUUGAAAAGUAUAUGAGUGAGUUCAAUAUUUUUUUCCCCCAUUUCAUAACCAAUGAACAGAUUUGGUUUGCUGGACAACCCCUUUACUUUUUUUCGAUCCGGAAGAACAAAUUAAAGAGGAUCUCUCACCACUCCUGACAAGCCUUCGUUAAUAGCUUCAUGCAUUUGCCAUGUAAUAACCAUUCUGGAGCAUCUAUUCUUAUGACCAUAUGCUGUGCCAUUCCUUUAUCAUUCCAGCUAGAAGUGAUGGCUGAAUUUCCAGCAGCCUACAGUGAAGGUCCAGCUGGAUGUUACCAGUUGGGGGUGUGUCCCUGACACCAUCCAAUCAGUGCUGGCAGUGUCAGACUGUGCAGGUCUCCCCCACCAACAAGUAACAC
Messenger RNA from Bufo gargarizans (Asiatic toad), 8011 nucleotides. Its product is annotated as mitotic deacetylase-associated SANT domain protein-like. The record is from RefSeq and is a predicted model, not a curated record. The transcript is spliced from 13 exons. Gene Ontology annotation, molecular function: transcription corepressor activity. Gene Ontology annotation, biological process: regulation of transcription by RNA polymerase II; negative regulation of DNA-templated transcription. Gene Ontology annotation, cellular component: transcription regulator complex; histone deacetylase complex. Lineage: Eukaryota; Metazoa; Chordata; Amphibia; Anura; Bufonidae. The coding region runs from base 404 to 3559 and encodes 1051 amino acids.